Molecule: messenger RNA, 994 nt
Organism: Triticum aestivum (bread wheat)
Lineage: Eukaryota; Viridiplantae; Streptophyta; Magnoliopsida; Poales; Poaceae
Product: GDSL esterase/lipase At3g09930-like
Exons: 4
Coding region: 1-819 (272 amino acids)
Molecular function (GO): hydrolase activity, acting on ester bonds
Source: RefSeq, a predicted model, not a curated record
AUGUGUUCAAGGAUCUUGUGCUUCAAUGAAGCCCCUCCAUCGUACAGGCUCACGCCACAUCUAUCUUGCGACCCAUCUGGCAUGACCUUUGCUUUCGGCGGUGCUGGCGUCUACGAGGUGCCGGACAAGAAGGUGUCGACCCUUGCCACACAGGUUAAUGCUUUCACGAGGCUACUUAAUACUGGGGUCAUCUCAAAACAACAGCUUCAGAGCUCCGUCGCUCUCGUCUCCAUCUCCGGCGGUGACUACAUGACUGGUGCCAACGUCGACAAUGCCUUCUUGAGUAGCUUCGAUGAUAUUGAUAGUUAUAUUGGGAACGUGACGACUGAGAUUGCGAAGAACGUGGGGAAGCUACAGAGGCUAGGUGUGAGAAAGGUACUAGUGAACAACAUGCAUCCCAUUGGCUGCACGCCUUUGCGGACAAGUGCGAACAACUACACGACAUGCGACCUUCUGGCAAACUAUGCCGCAACUGUGCACAACAACAAUAUAGAACACCUGAUGGGGAACAAGAAUAAUGCCCACAUACUGGACCUCUACACUGCCUUCACUGACAGCGUUAAUCACGCCCCGGGUGAAGGGUCGGAGCAGUCAAACAAUUUCAAGCGCAAGCUGACACCUUGCUGUGAGGCUUCCACCGAGCUGGGGUACUGUGGACAGGUUAGCCCUUCAGGGAAGCGCCUCUACGACCUAUGCAAGAAUCCUGAAAAGAAUUUCUACUGGGAUGAGACUUACCCGACGACCGCUGGGUGGGAAGCUGUUACAGAGGCACUAGAAGAACCUUUGAGGGAGUUCCUAGAUCGGGACUAUGUUCCAUGAUUUCUUUGUAAUUUAGGUUUUGAUCGAUCCGUUGCUUGUUGGCGCAAUAUCUUUUUGUUAGGUUAGCAUAGAUAGUAUUCAUAUUUAGGAAGAAACUUGUGAGUUUUUAUUGCCUUGUAUUCCAUGAAAUUUUGUCUAGUGACCUUAAUGUUUUAAGAAAGUUCGUCAUACUAUA